Toxorhynchites rutilus septentrionalis is the source of this 1677-nucleotide messenger RNA. RefSeq names its product gustatory receptor for sugar taste 64f-like. Gene Ontology annotation, biological process: sensory perception of sweet taste; detection of chemical stimulus involved in sensory perception of taste. Gene Ontology annotation, molecular function: sweet taste receptor activity. The transcript has 5 exons. The record is from RefSeq and is a predicted model, not a curated record. Gene Ontology annotation, cellular component: membrane. Bases 71 to 1420 code for a protein of 449 amino acids. NCBI's taxonomy places the organism in Eukaryota, Metazoa, Arthropoda, Insecta, Diptera, Culicidae.
CAAGUGCGGUUUCGCGAAGCCAUUUCCCAGGAAUUCUGUCGCCCAUUCAAGUUAAUUAAUUGGCAGAGCAAUGGCAAGGAAGCUUGUGCAGAAUAAGUCUCAGCAGCGCGCCGGCAAUAAGGCAGUGAAAUUCACAGAUGAUUUGAUAUCGGUGAAAUUAAAGCGACAUUUUGCCAUAGGAAAAUGCGAUGUUCUAAAGCGCGCUACACGUGAAAAUUGGAUACACGAUGGAACUUUCCACGAUGCAAUCGCUGGGCUACUGGUGAUGGCUCAACUGUUCGCCGUAAUGCCCGUGUGCGGAAUUUUAUCCAAAGAUCCAAAAAAAUUGACAUUCAUCUGGACUAGCAAACGAGCUCUGUAUACGUACGCAAUGUGCCUGGGAACGGUAUUUCUCAGCGUGAACGCCGUCACACGGUUAUUCGACAGGGGGUUCACUUUUGCCCGAUUGACGGUAGGUUUCUUCUACACCUAUAACCUGUACGCAACGUACUGUUUCAUACUCGUGGCUAGAAAGUGGCCUGCGAUGAUCCGAAAGUGGUGCGAAGUGGAGCAACUGCUACCUAGCAGUACCAACAUCCUGGAGCGGGGACAGCUGGCGUACAAAAUUAAGAUGGUGUCGAUACUGGUGAUGACUUUAUCGCUGAUGGAACACAUGUUGUCCAUAACUGCUGCAGUAUUCUUCACGCCUAACUGCUCCGGAAUCACCGAUCCCCUCACGAUGUUCUUCAAGUCUAAUUUUUUGUUUGUUUUCUACCACUUUGAGUACAGUAAAAUUCGUGGCUUUGUUGUGAAAUGCAUCAAUGUUGUUAACACUUUCGUGUGGAGUUACAUGGAUUUAUUUGUGAUUGUAAUUAGCAUCGGACUGUCGCAUACUUUCAAAAGAGUUAAUGACUUCAUGAUCAAACACAAACGGAAGACAAUGACCGAACAGUUUUGGGGUGAACAACGACAGAACUACCGAAAUAUCUGCGAUUUGGUGCAACAAGUUGAUGACGUUAUUUCAAUUAUCACAAUGCUCUCAAUCUCCAACAAUCUGUUCUUCAUCUGCGCAUCCAUUCUAAACAGUUUGGAUUCUCAUCCAUCGAUCGCUCACACGGUGUACUUUUGGUUCAGCCUGACGUAUCUCAUAGCUCGAACGCUGGCCGUGACGAUGUACGCCGCUGAGGUGAACGACGAGUCCAAACGACCCAUCGAGGUGCUGCGAACGAUUCCACGCGAGGGAUGGUGCUUGGAGGCGAAACGAUUCGCAGAGGAGGUCGUCAACGAUACCGUCGCUUUGACUGGAAUGAAGUUUUUCAAGAUGACACGCAAGUUGGUACUGACGGUGACUGGGUCGAUCAUAACCUACGAACUAGUGCUGAUACAAUUCCAUCAGGAUGAUAAGGGCGAGGUGGAUUUGUGCAAGAUGAAGCGGACCUGAACACAGAUCGACGGAAGCGGAUCUUUAAUUGCACGGAUUUGGGUGACCCUGUCUUUCCUCGGCCUCGUUCAGCUGCAGUAAAACCAACUCAUAUGUAACGAUCGUAGCGGAUAUCUGUAAUUUGAAUAAAUUCAAUAAUAUAGUUAUUACAAAGUAAAAAAAAUAAGUGUAAAGAAAAAAAUAGGAAUGAAAAAUCAAAUUACAGUUCAAAUACUAUUCAUAGAUGCGAAGAUUGCGUCAAUUCUAUGAAUGACUGA